This is a messenger RNA of Sphenostylis stenocarpa, 2220 nucleotides long. NCBI's taxonomy places the organism in Eukaryota, Viridiplantae, Streptophyta, Magnoliopsida, Fabales, Fabaceae. The record is from the annotation of a GenBank genome assembly.
AUGAAGAGUGAUUUGGAUUUUGGUCUUGAAAUAGCUAGUUGUGAUGAGAGGAAACGGCUUUUUUGCAUCUGGUUGUGUGGUUUUCAAUCAUUAUCAUCUUUGAAGUUGUUUGAGUUUGAAACUUUUGUACUUGAGGGGCUGAGCAAUGGAACCUCCGAUAGGAUUUUGGGCUUCAUUAUGGAACUUUGUUUGCUUUCUGCCUUUCUUCAUCGGUCUUUGGCUUCUUGGCAACAUCAAAGGUUUCAUUUUCUGCCCAUUGAUAUGCUUAAUGAUGACAAUUGGCAACUCAGCUGUCAUAUAUGGUCUUUGGCCCAUACAUUAUCUGAAACAUUAGGACCUGCACUGAAGUUUGUUGCAUGCACAUGUCUACUACCCUUGGUGUUGAUUUUAUGGCCAUUGAUUGGCAUUGUUGGAAGUGUUAUAGGCGGAGCAGCCUAUGGAUUUCUAGCACCAAUAUUUGCUACUUUUGAGGCGGAUGGAACAUGGACCACUAUUACAAAGACCAUUGAUAUUGUCAAGGAUGUGAAAAAUGAAUGCUAUUAUACUUAUUUAUCGGUUAUGGAUGACCUGCUACAACAGAAGGAUCCACCUGGCAAAUACUAUGAAAUCAGGCUGCAAUAUCUUCCUGGAGCUUUUGUGGUUGCGGUUCUCGGGAUCAUAGUUGACACGCCAGUUAUAUCUACUGUUGCUAUAUGUAAAGGCCCUUACAUGCUUUUCAAAGGAUGGAAUCGUCUGUUUCAUGAUCUUAUAGGUCGUGAAGGCCCUUUCUUGGAGACAAUAUGUGUGCCCUUUGCAGGCCUUGCUAUCAUUCUGUGGCCACUGGCUGUUGUUGGGGCGGUUCUGGCAUCUGUGUUAGCUAGUUUCUUUCUCGGUGCCUAUGCAGGUCUUAUUACUUAUCAGGAGUCUUCUUUCUUGUUUGGCCUUAGGUACAUCGUUGCAGUUGUGUCCCUUUAUGAUGAAUACAGCAAUGAUAUUCUUGACAUGAGAGAUGGAUCCUGCUUCCCAAGGCCACACUAUCGAGAAACGACUCAAUUGAAACCAUUAUCAAGGACCCCUUCCCGUUCAAAUUCCCUCACAAAAACAAAGUCCUUAACGAAGACACUCUCUCAUGCCUUGUCACUGAAAAAUAAUGUACCCGAGUUCAAACCAUUUGAGCUGUUGGAUGGCUUAUUCAAGGAAUGUCAUCAUCUUGGAGAAUCACUGAUUUCUGAAGGGCUAAUAACACAUGAAGACAUUCUAGAAGCAAAGUAUGGUAAAGGGGGUAAAGUCAUUAGAAUUGGCUUGCCAGCUUAUUGCCUUCUCCAAGCACUACUUCGUUCUGUAAAAUACAAUUCUUCUGGUAUAUUGAUAAGUGAGGAUACUGAACUAACUACCUCAAACAAACCGAAGGAACAAUUUUUUGAAUGGUUCCUUAAUCCCCUUUUGGUCAUUAAAGAACAAAUCAAAGUUGAAGAUCUUAGUGUGUCAGAAGAGGACUACUUCGGCAAAUUAGUCCUCUUCAAUGGUGAUCCCAACAGGGUAAGAAAAUCAUUUAUUGGCCUCAGAGCCCCAGAAUCUGACCGCAAAAGUGCUGAACUUGAUGCAUUGGCAAGAAGGCUUCAGGGGAUCACCAAAUUCAUCACAAGAUUCCCUACCUACAAGAGGCGUUUUGAUGUUAUCUUAAAUACACUAUCUGAUGAGCUUGCUGAGAAGCAUGGUGCUUCCAAAAUAAUCAGAUCAAAAAGUGCUUUUCCUCGGAUACUAAGUUUAAAAUCCUUCACUUGCCAAACAUCUAAAUCUAAUGAUUCUGCUUUCAAUGAGUUCCAAGUAGGUGACUCAAUAGGGUGGGUUGUCCCACCCCACAAUGACACCAACUUCUACAAUGAAUGGGCUUCCCGCAACAGGUUCCUCGCUGGUGACACCAUCUGGUUUAAGUACAAGAAGGACUCAGUGAUGGAGGUGGGUGAAGUGGAUUACACACACUGCAAUGCCACACACCCCACACGCUUCUCCAACAGUGGCAACACUCAAUUCAAGCUUGUUCACUCAGGGACCUUCUACUUCAUCAGUGGUGCUUCAGGGCACUGUGAGAUGGGACAGAAGAUGAUUGUGAGGGUCAUGGAGGAUGAAUCUCAUCCUCAGCAUGCCAAGUCUUCUGGUUACCAAGUUCCAGUUUCGCCAAUUGGGGUGUCUCAAAUGCUUUUCCUCAGUUUCUUUUGGCCUGUGUUGCGUCUUAUGUAG